Myotis lucifugus (little brown bat) is the source of this 1320-nucleotide messenger RNA. RefSeq names its product PRAME family member 8-like. Bases 1 to 1320 code for a protein of 439 amino acids. The transcript has 3 exons. NCBI's taxonomy places the organism in Eukaryota, Metazoa, Chordata, Mammalia, Chiroptera, Vespertilionidae. The record is from RefSeq and is a predicted model, not a curated record. Gene Ontology annotation, biological process: negative regulation of apoptotic process; negative regulation of cell differentiation; negative regulation of DNA-templated transcription. Gene Ontology annotation, cellular component: cytoplasm.
AUGAGCAUCCAGAUGACACCAGCUCUCCUGAAGCUGGCAGCAAAGUGCCUGCUGAGGGACCAGGCCUUGGCCAUUGCAGCUCUGGAGUCCCUGCCCGCCGAGCUCUUUCCGGACCUGUUCGUCCUGGCCUACCGUAGUGGACACCACUGCCAGCUCCUGAAGGCGAUGGCCCAAGCCUGGCCCUUCCCUGUCCUCCCCCUGGGGGUCCUGAUGCAGCAUCCCCCUGAUCAUGCCGCAACCAGGGCCAUGGCCUUAAAAGCCGUGUUUGAUGCGCUUGACGUUCUGCUUACCCAGGAGGUUCGGACCAGGAGGUGCAAACUGCGGGUGCUGGAUUUAAGGAACACGGGUGCCAACUUCUGGCAUAUGUGGCUUGGAGACAACGCCUGGGAUUGCUCACCGACAGGACCAGUGACUGUGCACAGCUCCAGCCCCAACAUGGAGCAUCCCCAGGCUCCCUUGGAGGUGUUCCUAGACCUUAACUUCAAUGAAAGGGACCUGGAUAAGUUUUUCAUGCACAUCAUCCAAUGGGCCCAGCAGAGGGAAGGGUUGCUACACCUGUGCUGCAAGGCGCUGUGGAUUUCUGCGGUGCCCUUCCAGAGGGUCAGGGGGAUCCUGGAUAGGAUGAAGCUGGACUGCAUCCAGGAGGUGGAAGUGAACUGCACCUGGGACCUGCCCACCCUGGGGACAUUUGCUCUCUACCUGGGUCAGAUGAGUAACCUGCAGAGACUCUCUCUCCCCUACAUCAAUGUGUUGUCUGAGGAGAAUGAGGACGAAGAGUGCCUGCAGACUCCCUUGGACAAACUCUCCAUAAUAUAUAGCCAGCAGCUGACGCAUUCAGACCUGACACACCUGUUCCAGUGCCCGAACCUCAGGCAGCUGAAGAGCCUGGAUCUAUUUGGCCUCAGCCUUAUGGAUUUCAGUCCCGAGCCCCUCCGAGCUCUGCUGGAGGCAGUGGCACCCACCCUCCGGGACCUGGGUCUGGAUAAAUGUGGGAUGGGGGACUCCCAAGUCGAGGCCAUCCUGCCUGCCCUGAGCCGCUGCCACCAGCUCAGGUUCUUCACCAUCUCUAAGAACAACUUCUCCGUGGCCACCGUGGAGAAGCUGCUGCGCCACACAACCGGGCUGCGCAGUUUAGAGCUCGAGCUGUACCCCGUCCCCCUGGAGUGUUACAGGACCCAAGAGACUGUGGACCAGGAGACAGUUGCCCUGAUCCAGGCUGAGCUCAUGGGAAUACUGAGGGAGUUAGGGCGACCCAGGACCAUCCAUCUUGGCACCAAGCACUGUAGAGAUAUAGAGUUUUAUCACGUGGCAUUUUCAUGA